Molecule: messenger RNA, 2457 nt
Organism: Cheilinus undulatus (humphead wrasse)
Lineage: Eukaryota; Metazoa; Chordata; Actinopteri; Labriformes; Labridae
Gene: enpp6
Product: ectonucleotide pyrophosphatase/phosphodiesterase 6
Exons: 8
Coding region: 43-1410 (455 amino acids)
Source: RefSeq, a predicted model, not a curated record
UCUUCUCACGGCUCUCACUCUUCUCUUGUCCACUCUCUAAAAAUGUGGCUCCCCAAUAUGCCCCACAGUCAGAGUCCUGUGUUCUCACCACAGCUCCUCACCCUAACCCUGACCCUCUUGCUUUGUGCAGGACAGCUGAGCCUGGCAGACAAACCUCUGCUAGCGUUCCUGAUCGAUGGAUUUAGAUAUGACUACAUGGAUGACUUAAAUGCGCUGCCGGGUUUCAGGGAGCUUGUGAGCAACGGUGUCAAGGUGGACUACAUGACGCCAGACUUCCCAAGCUUAUCUUAUCCAAACUACUACUCAUUAAUGACGGGACGUUACUGUGCUGAGCAUCACAUGACAGGAAACUACAUGUAUGACGAGGUCUCUAACAAAGAGUUUCUGAUCGGGACAAAUGCAGACAGUCGCCUUCCUCUGUGGUGGGAGGGGUCAGAGCCACUGUGGGUCACUCUGCAGAAACAAGGAAAGAAGGUGUUCAUGUACUACUGGCCAGGCUGUGAGGUGGAGAUUUUUGGUGUUCGACCGUCGUUCUGUGAGGAGUACGUCUACAACCCGUCAGAGAAAAACCUCACUGACUCCAUCAGGAAUGCUCUUCACGUGCUCAAGUCAGGUGAGGCGGCCAUGGCAGCCAUAUAUUAUGAAAAUAUUGAUGUGGAGGGUCAUCACCAUGGACCGGACUCACAGGAGGUUAAAAUGGCAGUGAAACACUUGGAUGCUGCCAUGGAAACGCUCAACAAAGAAAUCAAAGGCCGGCAGAUGGAAGAGCAGCUGAACGUGGUGCUGUUCUCAGAUCAUGGUAUGACGAAGCUGCAGUGGAUGGAGAAAGUCAUUGAGCUGGAGAAAUACAUCAACAUGUCAGACAUUAAAAAGAUGUUAGACCGGGGACCAGUGGUCAGCCUGUGGCCUGAGGAGAACCGCUAUCAACAUGUGUACUCAGCUCUCUCCCAGGUGUCAAACAUGAAGGUGUACAGCAGACAGGAAGUCCCUGAGCGUUUCUACUUUAAAGGUGGAAGGUUUGUCCCCCCGCUGACGCUGGUGGCUGAGCCCGGCUGGUUUAUCGCUGAGAACAGGGUGAGCCUCCCAUACUGGAAAAAUGAUUCAGGAGAAGCUUCAGCUUGGCAGAACGGCUGGCAUGGCUAUGACAAUGAGUUCAUUGACAUGAGAGGAUUCUUCCUGGCUAAAGGACCUGACUUUAAGCGUGACUUGCGUGCUGCCCCGAUCCGAGCCGUAGACGUCUAUAACCUAAUGUGUCGGACACUGGGGGUGGAUCCUCUGCCAAAUAAUGGGUCGUGGUCUCGAGUUGAGUACCUGCUGAGGAGCUCGGGGGCACUGAGUCGCCGUCCUGCCCUGCUGAGCUACAGUGUGGGGCUGAUUGGAGUCCUGUUGGCGCUGAUUGAGUUUAUCUGAAAUACAGAGCAAAAUCAUCACUGUCACACCUGGAGAAGGUUCUAGCACAUCAAGGACCUGCAGCCUGGAGCCUUGGCAGGCAUGGAGAGUCUGCGAGGACCGUGCAGUAAUGUAGUGAAACUUCCUAAACAAACGUAGAGCCAAGAUGGGCGAAUCCUCCAGCAGACACAGAAAAGACUUCUUAAUCAUUGUAACAUUUUUAAAAUUUGUCUUCAUGUUCAAGCUGCUUCAAAGAUUCUUUUACAUUUUUCUAGAAUAUUUGAAUUUUAUAUAAAGCAUUUUUAAUGAUUCUUGUAAUUUCCUUGAUAGUAAAAAAAAUGACUUUCUUAAAAAAAUAGAGUCAAGUUCUAUUCACUCUGAUGUUGUUCUAUAUUUUUGUAUACAUGUGCCAUCGAAUGUUCUGCAAACCUGCUAAAACAUGUCCAACAAGCCUUCUGAUUUAUAGAAAGGAAUAUAUUCAUAGUGAAAAGAAAAACAUUUUAUUGCAAAAUGGAUAUACAGUUUUACCUAGUGGAGAAGGCCCUGUUCAAAAGAUGUUCCCUGGGUUGGUCAAGCAGUAUGCUUGACUCUCCAGGGGGCGGAUGACUAGAAAAUCCCAUAUGAAUAGAUACAUCUAUGACAAAGUGUAUUAAACACAAUAAAAUUAGUUCAGAAACAAUCAGUCCAUAGUAUGAAUCUGAAUGUAUGAGGGUGCAACAGCUUUAUGCUAUAAAGGAGGAGGCUGGGGUGGCGGAAGUGAAACUUUGCCAGCAGCAAAUGCAAGCAGGGAUUAGAGAGACACAUAUCUUUAAAUGGACUGCUGUGUUGAGAGGAAGAGCUGUGAUUGUCUGUGGGAAUCAGCUGACUGUCAGCCGAUCACGGCUGGGCUUAUGACUUCCAUGUCCUGCAUGGACUAACACUAAACUUCAUUAUUGCAAGCAUGGGGCUAAAACCUUCAAUCUUCAUUUUUUGUGAUUUUAUUUUUUUCAUAAAUCAGUGCUAUUGGUCACGCUUUACAUCUGUCAUUGGGGUUUAACACAUUUAAAACAAUUAAAAAUGUCAAAAAGA